Malaya genurostris is the source of this 1084-nucleotide messenger RNA. RefSeq names its product protein LST8 homolog (gene Lst8). The transcript has 3 exons. Gene Ontology annotation, molecular function: protein binding. Gene Ontology annotation, biological process: regulation of actin cytoskeleton organization; TOR signaling. NCBI's taxonomy places the organism in Eukaryota, Metazoa, Arthropoda, Insecta, Diptera, Culicidae. The record is from RefSeq and is a predicted model, not a curated record. The coding region runs from base 104 to 1051 and encodes 315 amino acids. Gene Ontology annotation, cellular component: TORC2 complex; TORC1 complex.
ACAAACAUUGAAGUAAAAUACCGAGCACUUGCCGUGCUUAUUGAUUGGUAGUUCUUUUUGUUCUUCUAAUACCGUAACUGAUAUCGUUAGUUCAUAGUUGGAAAUGUCCGUCGAUCCGUGCUCCGAGCCCAUGUUGGCGACGGGGGGAUACGACCACACAAUCAAGCUAUGGCAACCAUAUUCCGGAUUAUGCUACCGCACCCUUCAGCACACAGAUUCCCAAGUAAACGCACUAGACAUUAACCCUGCAGGAACAAUCCUCGCUGCCGGUGGUUAUCAGCACAUACGGCUGUACGAUAUGAAUUUUAGCUAUCCGGUGGUAAAUUUUGAAUGCGUGCAAAAAAAUGUUACCCGAGUUGGUUUCCAGGAAGACGGCAAGUGGAUGUUCACCGGCGGCGAGGAUUGCCGUGUUCGUAUUUGGGAUAUGAGCUCUCAAGUUCCGGCUUGCAAGCGAAUGUUCGAUUGCCUGACGCCGGUCAAUGCCGUCUGCCUUCAUCCGAAUCAGGUUGAACUGGCUAUCGGCAGUCAAGGUGGCAGUGUUUAUCUGUGGGAUGUCAAAUCCGAUGUCCACGAACAAUUGAUUCCGGAGGUGGAAUGUUCCAUUCAGGACAUUGCAAUCAGUCCGAACGGUGCCUAUAUGGCUGCGGUGAACAACAAGGGCAACUGCUACAUUUGGAGUUUGUCCAAUAGCGCUAACAGUGAAACACAACUGACCCAGACGGACCCGAAACUGCGAAUUGAGGCACAUAAGAAAUACGCUCUACGAUGUCGGUUCAGUCCGGAUUCGAGUCUACUGGUUACCUGUUCCGGUGACGGAACAGCUAAAAUUUACAGGACAGACACGUUCCAAUUACACGCAGAACUGAAAGUCGAGAAAUGCUGGAUGUGGGAUGCGGUGUUUAGUAACGAUUCUAAAUAUCUUUUCACAGCCUCCUCGGAUGGGCGUGCAAGGUUAUGGAAAAUUGAAACCAAAUCGAUUGAAAGGGAAUAUCACGCCCACCUGAAGGCACUCACUGCGCUAGCCUUCAGAGAUAGAACGCCUAAUAAGUAAAAACAAUAAAAUCGUUUCAAUGUAAUCAACGAA